UGCCGCUGGGGUCACUCAAACCCCCAGAACUGAGCCUCUGCUUCAGUCAAUUCUCUUUGAAGAGGAGCAUGGAAAUUCGGUUAUUUAGUGUUAACAAUAAGAUUUUCAAAGCAAUGGAUGAAGAAACAUUGAACAGGCUUGCAGCAGAGGCUUUGAUUGAAGAGGCAAAGGUUGGGGCCCGUAGAGCUGAAAUAAUGGGCCCCAGUGGCUGGGUAAAACCCAAGGAAACAAUAAACAAACGAUUUCUACGGUCGACGCUGCGAAAUGCAAUUUUAUCCAACAGACAUAGACAGAGGUCGAAGGAGAAACAUUUCGAGACGUCUCCCCACAAAGACAGCAGCCCAAAAAUCGACGAGAAAAUUAAAAACAAGAGGAAAGACUAGUUCAAAAUUAAUGAUGCUGGGUAAUAAUUUAUAACGACAACCAGUUAACUUUCUCAAACAAUUUUUUAAUUAAUCAUAAGUAAAAGUGAAAAUCGAGGACAAGUUCGUAGCAAAUUCUUUCAAAAUUCUCCUAAAUUACCUUAUAAUUUUUUUAACCUAACUUGUAAAAAUUUUCACAGGCACCAAAAUACCACAUACAAAUUAUAUACUCCAAUCCAAUCGCAUUCACAUUUGUCUAAUUAGUCUGAAAGAAAGUUCUCAAAUCGAAUUUUCCACUUUUCACUUAUAAAA
Messenger RNA from Fopius arisanus, 674 nucleotides. RefSeq lists its product as uncharacterized. The transcript is spliced from 2 exons. Lineage: Eukaryota; Metazoa; Arthropoda; Insecta; Hymenoptera; Braconidae. Bases 69 to 383 code for a protein of 104 amino acids. The record is from RefSeq and is a predicted model, not a curated record.